Messenger RNA from Arachis ipaensis, 1121 nucleotides. Lineage: Eukaryota; Viridiplantae; Streptophyta; Magnoliopsida; Fabales; Fabaceae. The record is from RefSeq and is a predicted model, not a curated record.
AGAGGUAUCCGUGAAUAAAACUAUAAGUGUAUAAUGUACAUUGCAAUUUUAUUUCACUCUUCAUUGAAAAUCACUCUUCACCAUAGCAUUGAUCUUCAAAUAUUUGAGUAUUUGACCCAUUCCCAUGACCUGGUUACAUAACAUGGCCAAAAUGGCAUCUAGAUGGACAUUGACUCAUUGACUCAUUGCAAAUUAGAAACGGGACCUUCCAAGUCUCGAGUCUCGACUACUUUACACACCUGUCCCUAAGUCUUGAUUGGUGGCUGAAUGAUAUUCUUACAUUUCUUUUCAUAUACUUAUUCUACAUGCUACCACUCUUCAAACUUGUGUCUAUGUUUCCUGAGAAGGGUAGAUAAGAAUACACCAUAGUAAAGUGAAAGAGUGGAGAGGGUCCAUCUACUUGGUUUCCACAUGGCAGAAGUUGGUGAAAGAAAGAAACUGUCACAUGGCCCCCUCUCGUGCUUCUUCUGUGGACAUGGAAUUACAAAAGAAGAACCGGUGCAAUCAGCAGUAUCCGAUGAGGACGGAAUCACAACAAGAUCAAGCAGGACUUCGACGGCGGCAGCCGUGGAUCACAACCUUCUUGGAAAGAUCGCAGAUGCAUUUAAGGAGCUUGCAGAGGUUGUGGCAGCCGCCUCCAAUAAUGCAGAGGAGGCGGUGGAGGUUGCUGCUUUCGCCCGGGCAUGUUCUUUCGUGGCUCCUCUUUUCGGUUUGGUUGGCUUCCAUUUCAAGUUCAUUGAGAUGGAUUAUGUUACCAAGGUGAAUGAUCUAAUGGAGGCAUCCAAGUCAUUCAAGACAUUGGAAUCAAUGGUUGAUGAGGAUGUGAAAACCAAUACGGUGAGAAAACAAGGUAGCCACUCGAGGAAUCUAUUGAAAAUAAAACGUGGCCUUGACUUUCUCAGACUACUCUUCCACCAAAUUCUACUUACAGAGUACGUACAUACAUACAUACAUACUCCUUUGCAAUGCAUGUGUUAGUUUUUCUGUCAUGAUAGUGGAGAAUGGAGAUAUUAUUUUCUUUAUAAAAAAAUGAUGAUGGGUUGUGGAAAUUGGUUUCCACUUUCCACGAACAAGAUUGUAGAUCCGUGAUGGCGAGUAUAAUUGGUUUCCAGUUUCCACUU